AUGUCGGCGCAGCCGCUGGAAUCUCACAAGAUGAGGAAAAUGGCUUGGCUCGAGAGGCUAAGACGUAAGUGGAGACUCAAGGAUGAUGCUAUGUUAGCAGACCCCGGAUUGUCCCCAAUGGCAUCCUCAUCUCACUCUCUGACCAAUCCAAGCGAGGCUUCUUUCGAAUGUCCGCCCGAGCCAUCUCCAGUGCCGACGGAUGUCGAGGAGGGUGUUGACAGCAUAAGCAACGCUACCCCACUGAAUUCGGUAUCGACACCAGCUGAAGACACCAGACCGAAUCUGACAAAUCUUUGGGAGAAGGCGAUGCAAGCCAUGCAGGAUGGUCCCGAUUCAGAAAAGCGGGAGCUCGCCCAGCAAUAUGCUGAGAUCCUGGCCUCGAAGCUAAAUGGGUCUGAAGGUGGGCUUGGAGCCGAAGGUCCAAGUCAUCUCAAGUAUGAACAAGUCGCAGAGAUAUUGAACGCGAAGGUGGAAGAACUGAGCCAAGAGCGGCUGGCCGUUUCCCUUGGAAGUCGCGAGUUGUCUAUUGAGCCCUUGUUCAACAAUGUAUCGAAACACAUCAUCGCCGCAAAGGACCUCAUAAGCAGUGCCGCCGGGGCCGACCCUCACGCCGCUCUUGCUUCACGACUAACGUCCGAGCAGUUCCUCGUCCGUCCCAUAGAGCAGAGAGAACAUAUACUCCGAGGUCUUGAACUGACAUCUUCUCUCAUCUGUCGAUACUUCGCGAUGGAGCAGGUUUACCGCCCUCAAGCCCGCAUGGAGAGUCUACCAGCAGAGUCAGCCAGAAGGCUCGAGUUGGAUCUAGAACGCAACCUAGUCAAUCUUUACACCAAGAUCAUUGAGUUCCAGGCACGAGUACUCUGUUAUCUACAACGCAGCCGUCCGACCCGAUUCAUUAGAGACCUGCCAGCCUCACUAGGGCAUUCAGAGUCGCUGGAUUCAGCCGUGAUAACCUCCUUUUCACCCGCUUCGAUUUGA
This is a messenger RNA of Colletotrichum tamarilloi, 978 nucleotides long. Its product is annotated as ankyrin repeat protein. The coding region runs from base 1 to 978 and encodes 325 amino acids. The transcript is spliced from 3 exons. NCBI's taxonomy places the organism in Eukaryota, Fungi, Ascomycota, Sordariomycetes, Glomerellales, Glomerellaceae. The record is from RefSeq and is a predicted model, not a curated record.